UUCCUUAUUUGCUUCUUCCAAGUGUACAUCUCUCAGCUUCAACAACACCAGCAAUGUGCAGUCCUCGCUGGAAGUGGUGGUUGAAUGGCGCUGAUGGCCGGUGUCGCCUGCCGGAGAAGCUUACUGUGGCCUCAGGCACCAAGCCCCGAUAGCAUCAGCUCGACUUGACUAUCCGCAGUUUAUCACAUUCACUAUCGAUCGGACUUUCAUUCCCCUCACCACUUCCCUCCCCUUCCCCCCAUUACAACCUGACCCAUUUCCUCAAGUCCCUUGCGCCUCUUGAAUCCUUCUCCUUCUCUACACUAUCUCUCCCAAGGAGUUGCACUUCUUUUUCUCAUCUCUGUUCAAAAGCGCCACCUUCUACACCUCAAAUUCCAGUGCGGGGCUUCAUCAUGGCGGACAGACAAACAGUGCAGCACACUUUGAACAACCUGCUGCAUAAGCUGGAUGAUCCCGAUCCGGACAUGAGAUACAUGUCCCUCAAUGAUCUUCUUGGUCUCCUGGACAACCCAAACUCGUCAUAUCUGGCCCAUGACCAGCUCUCCGCCUCGAAGCUGGCCGACGGCCUCCUCAAGGCGCUUGAUGAUCAACACGGUGAUGUCCAAAACCAAGCACUGAAAUGUCUUGGUCCCCUCGUUCAUCGACUGCCAUUUGAGAAUCUCGCCUCUAUUCUCGAAAAACUCACCAACCUCACAGCCUCCCAAACCAUCGAUACAUCCGUCCCCAAUACCGCUCUACGAUACAUCGUUACUGCUCUCCCUCGCCCUCAGGCUGGACAAACCCCCAGUCAAGAGGCCACUUCGGCUUACUCGGCGGUGUCUCGUGUGCUCAUACCUCGUUUGACCGGCCCCAUACCAUCCCCCUCCAGCAGAAGAGGCUCUGUAGUCAAGGGAAUGCUCGAGAAGGACCCAUCCAAGGGCUUCAGUAGUGAUGCCAUUGACGUUCUUAUUCAAGUCGUCACAUGCUUCGGACCGCUCUUGCAGGAAGCUGAGCUGAGCGCCCUGCAAAACUCCGUCAUGUCCAUUGUCGAUAACGACACGGCUGGUACCGUGGUGACGAAGCGCGCACUGGCAGCCAUCUCAGCCUUGGUCCUUCAUUUCUCCGACCACCAGCUCAACCUCUUUGUGAAAGACCUCACCAACAAGUUCAAGUCUCAACCCACCACGAUUCACCAACGUCACCUUGUCGCCACCGUGGGCAGCAUAGCAAAGAGCGCCCCCGCAAAGUUUGGCCCCUACCUUCCAACGCUGGCGCCAUUCGUGUUCUCGGCCCUUGGUGAGGAUGCAGUGGCCCCAUCGAGAUGCGCAUGUUUUGACGAGGAAUAUCUGGAAGCAGGCCUUCGUAUACACUUUACCAGUUUCAGAGUCGGCACUAUGCGUAUGCUGAACUGGGCCCUCCCCUUCUGGGGUCUUGCGGCGUGCACGACUGCCCGGAACAUCAUCACUUUGCAGUCGAACCACCAAGUGUCGCCAAUCCUUCCUCACCCCCAGGACGAUGUUAGCAUUCAACCACUUGCGGGACGUGCACCAGCUGGCCUUCGAUGCGGCUCCGGGGUCGGCAAAUGUCCAGAGAAACUCUGCUGCUCCACUGCCGGCUAUUGUGGAGAUUCCAAGGACCACUGCAGCUCGCCUGACUGCCAGAUCGACUACGGCUAUUGUGACGCGCACAUGACCCCAGGCGGAUCCUCCACCGAAGACAUUCCCCGUCCUCUUGAUGGGACUGCCCUUUAUGGACCUCAUAUCAUUCGAUCCUGCACUGUCCCGGGUACUGUCGCUCUAACCUUCGAUGACGGUCCCAAGGAGUUCACAAAGGAUCUACUCGAUCUUCUUGAUCGGUACGAAGCGAAGGCGACCUUCUUUAUCACCGGCAACAACAAUGCCAAAGGUCAAAUUGACAGCCCUGGAAUGCCAUGGGCAGGCUUGAUUCGACGUAUGCAUGAGAGUGGCCAUCAGCUUGCCAGCCACACCUGGUCUCAUCAGGAUCUUAGCAAGAUCUCACGUUCUCAGCGUCGCAUUCAGCUGUUGUGGAACGAAGCCGCUCUGCGCAACAUCCUGGGAUUCUUCCCUACAUACAUGCGCCCUCCCUAUUCUAGCUGCACGGCUGAGUCCGGUUGCUUGGCGGAUAUGGGAGAGCUUGGCUACCAUAUCAUUCUUUAUGAUAUUGACACAGAGGAUUACAAGCACGACAGUCCAACGGAGAUCCAACGCUCCAAGGACAUCUUCGACAGUAGUCUGGAUGCUCGGACUGCCUUUGACCGCCCCUGGCUUGUGAUUGCUCAUGAUGUCCAUGAGCAAACGGUCCACAACCUGACGGAGCACAUGCUGAAAAAGCUUAUCGCCGAGGGAUUCCGGCCAGUGACGGUGGGUGAGUGUCUGGGGGACUCUCCCAAGUACUGGUACCGUGAAGACAACACUCCUGAUGGCCGCAACUCGAGAAAGAACGUCGUCCAGGAUUCUUCGAAGAUAGUCUCAUUCGACGGGAUGUGUGGCGGCAAUGUUACAUGCGAUGGGUCCCGCUUUGGGCCUUGCUGCAGUGGCACCGGCUUCUGCGGCAAUUUGACCACGUUCUGUGGCGAGGGUUGUCAGAAUGAUAAUGGAAUCUGUGACAGCAAAAAUGAUGUUGUUGUCGCUGAAGAAGAUCACGCCGACUUCAGACCAUCUAGCAAAGUCAUUUCGAAGGGCAAGCCUGCCAAGUCGGGUGCGAGUCGUAUGCUCCAGCCUUCGAGAUUUCCCAUCGAGCUUGCGGUACUGCCUUUGCUCGCUGUGCUGAUGGGAUAGUUCGGAGAUCAAGAACCUAGCAGACCAGACUUGUCCUGGUACAUCAUUGAUAUCCUGAGUGCUGCCUGAUCACUAUGUUGUGAGUCGUGCAUGUUAAGAUAGGUUGAGCCUGUGCUUUGUAAGACGUUUGUACACUCCUUUGGGCAUUGAUAAGAAAGUUAUGAAGCUUGACCAGAAGGGUCACUGAAGAGCAAGGAUGGUCAUUUCUGGUUCAUUGGCAGCUCCUGAAACCGUACACAUUAUAGAAGCGUCCAGUCGUGGCUAAGUCGAG
Messenger RNA from Aspergillus uvarum CBS 121591, 3048 nucleotides. Its product is annotated as glycoside hydrolase/deacetylase. Bases 393 to 2777 code for a protein of 794 amino acids. NCBI's taxonomy places the organism in Eukaryota, Fungi, Ascomycota, Eurotiomycetes, Eurotiales, Aspergillaceae. Gene Ontology annotation, biological process: carbohydrate metabolic process. The transcript is spliced from 5 exons. Gene Ontology annotation, molecular function: hydrolase activity, acting on carbon-nitrogen (but not peptide) bonds; chitin binding. The record is from RefSeq and is a predicted model, not a curated record.